Molecule: messenger RNA, 2148 nt
Organism: Bipolaris oryzae ATCC 44560
Lineage: Eukaryota; Fungi; Ascomycota; Dothideomycetes; Pleosporales; Pleosporaceae
Exons: 1
Coding region: 1-2148 (715 amino acids)
Biological process (GO): response to radiation; error-prone translesion synthesis
Cellular component (GO): replication fork; site of double-strand break; nucleus
Molecular function (GO): DNA-directed DNA polymerase activity; damaged DNA binding
Source: RefSeq, a predicted model, not a curated record
AUGUCGUCGCCGUUGCCGGAUUUCUAUUCGUCCCAAUUCUCCAUCACCUCGCCACGUCGCAUCCCCAAAUCGAACUUUACCUAUAAACAACUCCACCAGCUCAAGUCCUGCAGCCCACAAACCCCUCUUCGCGUAAUUGCACACGUCGAUCUCGAUGCCUUUUAUGCCCAGUGCGAAACCGUUCGUCUGGGCAUCGAUCCCUCAAAGCCCCUCGCUGUGCAACAAUGGCAGGGCCUCAUAGCAAUCAACUACCCCGCGCGCGAAUUCGGGCUAAAUCGACAUGUCACAUCCACCGAGGCGCUGAAGCAAUGCCCCGACCUCAUCCUACAACAUGUUGCGACAUGGAAAGAAGGCGACGAGAACUGGGCGUACCAUGAAAACAGCUUCCGAGACAUGGCGACGCACAAAGUUAGCCUGGACCCAUAUCGCAAGGAGAGCCGCAAGAUUCUCAAAUGUAUCAAAGAGAUUUUGCCCGAGAAGGAGCAGCGUGUGGAGAAGGCGAGCAUUGACGAAGUAUUCAUGGACCUGAGCGCGCAGGUACAUACUAUCCUUUUGGAGAGAUACCCCGAGUUGAGAGGGCCGGCACCGUACGACGAUCCAACAGAGCCGCUACCAAAAGUGCCAACAACAGUGCUAGAUUGGGCCGCUGACGCGCUUGUGGGGACGGGUGAGGAAGACGGGGAGGAUAGAGACCCGGAUUGGGAUGAUGUAUGCAUGGUGAUUGCAUCCGAAAUUGUUCGGGACGUAAGGAAACACAUCAAAGACACACUUGGAUACACAUGUUCUGGCGGUGUGGCCAGAAACAAGAUGCUUGCGAAGUUGGGCUCAGGGUACAAGAAGCCGAACCAACAAACCGUCAUCCGGAACCGCGCAGUCAAACAUUUCCUAUCAGACAUGAAGUUUACCAAGAUUCGAAUGCUUGGAGGAAAGUUAGGAGAUGAGGCCGUUUCCACUUUUGGCACGGACAAGGUUAAAGACCUCAUGGAGCAGCCAUUGGAUCAACUGAAAAAGCUGGGUGACGAUACGGGCAGCUGGUUGUACUCUAUCAUUCGAGGCGAAGACAACAGCGAGGUUAAUCCGCGUACACAGAUCAAAAGUAUGCUUUCGGCAAAGUCCUUCCGGCCAUCGAUCAAUUCUUUUGAGCAAGGUGUGCGAUGGCUGCGCAUCUUUGUCGCAGACAUUUUCUCAAGAUGUAUGGAAGAAGGCGUGCUAGAGAAUAAGCGACGACCCAAGAGUAUCAAUCUCCACCAUCGACAAGGCACACAAACUCGAAGUCGCCAAGCACCAAUUCCUCAGGGGAAGCCUCUGUCCGAAGCAAUUCUGUUUGACCUCGCAAAGAAUCUGCUAGCACAAACGGUUGUUGAUGGGCGCGCCUGGCCUUGUUCAAACCUUUCGUUAAGCGUUGGUGGUUUCGAAGACGGCAUCGCAAAUAACAAAGGUAUUGGCGGCUUCUUGGUACGAGGCGAGGAAGCAAAAGCCAUGAUGUCAACUGGCAGAGUUACAAGCAGUAGCAGCGAGCCGCCAGCCAAGCGACGACGAACAAAGGGCAACAUUGCCAAUUUCUUUGGGCCACGAGACGACAAGAAGAAAGAUUUUGAUGCGGCGAGGGCGGUGCUGUUGAAAGCACACACCGAGUCCACAAAGGAAGAAUUAGAAGAGGACAUGGGUCCACAAGAAGAUGAGGAUGCAUUAUUUGCCGGAGACGGCGAUGAAUUCGAAAGACCAUCUACACCUCCUCUGAACCGGCAUAGUUCACAUGGGGAGGCGUAUCCUCCAAACACUCCUCCAUCAGCUCAACCGCAGUCCGUCUCAACUUCUCCACCUCCACAUCCUCGUGACGACCCACAAACACCAGCUCAGCGUCCCGAAGCACCUGCCCAGCAGAAGACCAUAGAUAGGUUUUUCUGUCCCAGGUGUAACAUACACCUACCGGCUAGCGAGAAGCCCGAACAUGAAGAUUACCACUUCGCACUCGACUUAUCGCGUGAAAUGCGGCAAGAAGACCGGACGCCGGCGGUACCGCCUUCUGGUGCUGCGAGUGGAAAAAGAGGCGCGAGUGCAUCGAAACCGUCACGAGGACGUGGGAGGCCGCCUGGUGGUAGCGUAGAAAAAGGACAGGCCAGGUUGGCUUUUGGCAAGAGUACAUGA